This is a messenger RNA of Vitrella brassicaformis, 804 nucleotides long. The record is from the annotation of a GenBank genome assembly. NCBI's taxonomy places the organism in Eukaryota, Vitrellaceae.
AUGCUCGACACAGACAAGCACAAGAAGAAGAGAAUGGUGAGCGCGGAGGUGCGGCUGUCGUGCAGGACGUGCGAGAGACUGAUGAAGCGAUACAUCGAGAGAAUGGUGGAGUUCGACGGCACUGGCUUCGGCAGCUCGUCCUUCAGACAGUUCUGCGAGGCAAUCGCACAGACAGAGACCGACCAAUUCACAGAAGCAGACGUGAGCGGCAGGAGACAAGAGACACGCACAAUCAAACAUUCACUGUUGCAUGUCUGCUUGUGUGUGUGUUGGUGUGUCAGAUUCGUGAGUGCAUCAGCAUGGCUGCCAAUCUUCAGGCGAGAGCUGGCACGGUGGUGUCGGCCUCCCCCUCCCUCCCUACACCAGGCUUCGCCGCGAGAUUCCUGGCUGAAUGCUCCAAGAAAGGCGGGCCACCAAGCUGCUACAAAGGCAAGAAAUCACUGCAACGGCCCAUUGUGAUUGAAAGCUCUGUCGUGAGUGCAGGGUACUGUGAGCGAGAGGCUUCCUGCGUGGAGUGCCCGACGGGUGUGCGACUGACAGACAAAUCAAGCAAAGACAAGAUGACGAGUGGAUUUUGGAUUGUGUGUGAUGUCAAGGUCCUUUCAUGAUCAACGAGGGCCGCCGCAUGAUCAACGCGACGUGCUCAAAUCACGGCGCGUGUCGGCUCAAGAAAGGUGCCUUCACUCGUGUCGCUCGUGUAUGUGUGGUCACACUGUCAUUCAUUAUUUGACAGGCGGUGGUGUCUUCUGCCUGUGUGACGUCAAGUAUCAUGGCAAGAGCUGUGAGCACAAAGAAGCGGCAUAG